Molecule: messenger RNA, 3368 nt
Organism: Oncorhynchus nerka (sockeye salmon)
Lineage: Eukaryota; Metazoa; Chordata; Actinopteri; Salmoniformes; Salmonidae
Gene: mapk6
Product: mitogen-activated protein kinase 6
Exons: 8
Coding region: 823-3198 (791 amino acids)
Biological process (GO): intracellular signal transduction; protein phosphorylation
Cellular component (GO): nucleus; cytoplasm
Molecular function (GO): MAP kinase activity; ATP binding
Source: RefSeq, a predicted model, not a curated record
ACGCUGACGCGGGCAGCCAGUCUGAAUGGCGAUGGUAACAGACUCGCAGCGCGGUGCGGACUUAGCGCAGCCCGACCUUAUAUCGCUUUGAAAAAUCAUCGCUAUAUCAAAUGAAACGGACGAGAACAGUUACCCCUAUGUAAAAUGGAGGAUAGUUUUGAUUGCGACUGUGGUGAGCUUGAGCCACCCGAUUGUUGAGGGCCAGACUACUCUGUGAAGACUAAAAGGCAAGACACCAUUUUGGAUGAACGGUGGUUUCAACAGGAAGAAGAUUUGAGUAAAUAUACAAAAAAAAAAAAAAAAAAGAGUUUAAAAUUGUAGUUCUUUUUGGCGCAAUAGUAAUCAAUGCAGCUACACAGGAUGAGUCUAUCACUGAAUGUAUCUGCACUGUGAGGAUGCAACAAGAUGCUGUUGUAGUUUUUGAAUUGGCCUCUUGAGUUCAUUCCAUUAUUGCUGGCUGUUAAACACUAUAAACGUUUAAAAACGGUUUAAUAACCGGAGAAGCGGCAAAAACAACCAACAAAAAAAAACAAAACAGAUUUUGAAAAAGUAAUUCAUAUUAGGCCUGGAAAAAGUUGCUCCAUUUGUCAAACAAACAUGACUUUCUACUCUGGAUGUGAGUCAAGAGCUGUGUGAUUCUGUGAGGGUUAGACAGGGGGAAACAGUAGUCUUCUGUAAGGGUUAUACCAUCCACAUUUCUAUUUUCACAAUGUUACACACCAGGCAAGACCUCCUAUAGCUUAUUACCAGUCAGUUUGUCCAUUUUUUUAUUGAACAACCCCCAAAGUCAAUCGCAAACUUAGUCAAAACACCAAAUCCAAGAUGGCGGAGAAGUUUGAGUCUCUGAUGAACAUCCACGGGUUUGACCUGGGCCCACGUUACAUGGACCUGAAGCCUCUGGGCUACGGAGGGAACGGCCUGGUGUUCUCAGCCAUCGACACGGACUGCGACAAACGAGUGGCGGUGAAGAAGAUCAUUCUGACGGAUCCUCAGAGCGUCAAACACGCCCUGAGAGAGAUCAAGAUCAUCAGGAGGCUGGACCACGACAACACCGUCAAGGUAUUUGAGACCCUUGGGCCCAGCGGUCGUCACCUAACAGAGGACAUAGUCUCUCUGACAGAGGUGAACUCUGUGUACAUCGUCCAGGAGUACAUGGAGACAGACCUGUGUCAGCUCCUGGAGAGGGGUCUACUCUCUGAGGAUCACGCCAGACUCUUCAUGUACCAGCUGCUGAGAGGCCUCAAGUACAUCCACUCUGCCAACGUACUGCACAGAGACCUGAAGCCUGCCAACUUGUUCGUCAACACAGAGGACCUGGUGCUGAAGAUAGGAGACUUUGGACUGGCCCGGAUCAUGGAUCCUCACUACUCACACAAGGGUCAUCUUUCUGAGGGCUUGGUGACUAAAUGGUACCGGUCUCCUCGCCUGCUGCUCUCUCCUAACAACUACACCAAGGCCAUUGACAUGUGGGCUGCCGGAUGCAUCUUCACCGAGAUGCUCACCGGGAAAACGCUCUUCGCAGGAGCCCAUGAACUGGAGCAGAUGCAGCUGAUCCUGGAGUCCAUCCCUGUGCUGAGAGAAGAGGACAGGCAGGAGUUACACAGUGUUAUCCCCGUCUUCAUACACGGUGACAUGUCCCAGCCGCACAACCCACUGGCCAAGCUACUGCCCGACGUCAGCCCACAGGCCCUGGAUUUCCUGCAAAAGAUCCUGACCUUUAACCCCAUGGACCGUCUGACAGCAGAAGAAGCCCUAGCCCACCCUUACAUGUCUGACUACUCCUUCCCCCUGGACGAACCCGUCUCGCUGCACCCCUUCCACAUAGAGGAUGAGGUGGAUGAUAUCUUACUGAUGGACCAGGGUCACAGCCACACCUGGGACAGGUACCGUGACAGCCAGCUUUCAGAAGGGGACUGGCACCUCCACACCCACAGCAUUCUGGACACUGACGAGGUACAGGUGGACCCUCGGGCUCUGUCUGACCAAACUGACGAGGAGGAGGUUCAGGUGGACCCUCGUAAGUAUGCAGACGGAGACCGGGAGUUCCUGGACGGUCCUUCAUACGGCUACUCCUCCCUCUUCACUCCCGAACGCUCGUGGCCCGACCCCGAUGACGAACACUUUGACCUUCACCACGAGAACAAGUACUGUGACCUGGAGUGUUCCCACACCUGUAACUACAAGGUGGUGUCUCCGUCCUACCUGGAUAACCUGAUCUGGAGGGACAGCGAGGUCAACCACUACUACGAGCCCAAGCUCAUUAUAGAUCUGUCCAACUGGAAGGAGCAGCAGAGUAAAGAGAAACAGGCUCAGGCUGCAGGCAGAGACAAGGAGCACAAGGCUCAGAAGAGCAAGUGUGAGAAGAACGGCCUGGUGAAGGCUCAGAUGGUUCUACAGGUAGAGAAGGGCCCGGUGGAGAAGGACUCCCAGCAAGAGAAGAACCAGACCCAGACUACUCAACAGAAUCAAGGCUUUGACUUUGACUCCUUCAUCGCCGGCACCAUCAAACUGAGCCUGCGAACUGAGCCCAGCGACGUGGGACUCCUGGGGGACGUGGGCCUCCUGAGCGAGGUGGGAGUGGGCCUCCUGAGCGAGGUGGGCCUCCUGAACGAGCUCAACUCGUCUGUGUACCAGCUGGAGGCUCCGCGGUCAGGCUCCAUGUCCAAAACCAUCAGCCAGGAGAAGGAGGAGAAGUGCCUGGUGAACUUUGCUCAGGUCAGCAUCACCGUGGGGACCGCUGGGCCUGGGGCGCGUCCCGCACACCCCUGGGAGAGCUUCGGAGGAGGGGAGAGGGUGGAGGAGCAGAGAGGUGGGUGUCUGAUGGACGGGGCGGGGCGCUGGGACGUUGGGAAAGAGGAGCAGCUCCAGAAGGACAGCUGCUACACCAGCUACCUGGACAGACUGUUCAGCAGGAAGGACGAGGGCAGCGGGGAGAGUGCUGCUAGCGCCGCCGACACCCCAGAACCUGAGCCCUCGGAUGUGGGAGUGGAGAGGGAACGGGACGAGGCGGGCUUCCUGGCGCGGAGUGGAGAAAUCAUGUUUAACAUGCAGCUGGACUCUCUGGCGCUGCCGGGAUUCGAUGCUACGACCGACGUGCCGCUCAAAUCCAUCCAGGCCUCCCUCGCUCCCUCCACGGUCAAAUGCUCGCCUCAGAUCGCCCACACAACCUACAGCAGCUUCUUCAAGCAUCUGAAUUAAAAAAACAAAUGAUCCAAUACCAUGUUCCUCACAGUGUAAGAUCUCUAGGCUGGUUCUGUUCUGUUGUCCUUGUAUUUGAUUUCAUUAUGAUAGUGAUGUUAUUUUACUUGAAUCAUUUCAUACCAGAUCGUAUGGCUCCUUUUUUUAAAUAUAAACUUUUAUUUGUAUUA